Molecule: messenger RNA, 3336 nt
Organism: Sciurus carolinensis (gray squirrel)
Lineage: Eukaryota; Metazoa; Chordata; Mammalia; Rodentia; Sciuridae
Gene: Acbd5
Product: acyl-CoA binding domain containing 5
Exons: 14
Coding region: 192-1796 (534 amino acids)
Biological process (GO): autophagy of peroxisome; fatty acid metabolic process
Cellular component (GO): peroxisome
Molecular function (GO): fatty-acyl-CoA binding
Source: RefSeq, a predicted model, not a curated record
CGGCGGCGGUGGCGGCGGCAGCGGCAGCUGGUGGGUCCUGCGGUGACUCCGGGGCGGGGCUGUGGGCAGGGUGCGGACCGAAAGACCGACGCCGCGGGAAUGGGGGGUGUGGUUGCCCCGCCAGCGUCCUUCGAGUGGGAGAGCGGCUCCGCGACCACCGGUGGCCGGACCCCCUCUGCCAUCUGCUAGAGAUGCUCUUCCUCUCGUUUCAUGCAGGCUCCUGGGAAAGCUGGUGCUGCUGCUGCUGCCUGAUUCCUGCCGACAGAUCUUGGGACCGGGGCCCGCGCUGGCGGCUGGAGAUGGCGGACACUAGAUCAGUCCAUGAAACCAGGUUUGAGGCGGCCGUGAAGGUGAUCCAGAGUUUGCCGAAAAAUGGCUCAUUCCAGCCAACAAACGAAAUGAUGCUCAAGUUCUAUAGCUUCUAUAAACAGGCAACUGAAGGACCCUGUAAGCUCUCAAGACCUGGAUUCUGGGAUCCUAUUGGAAGAUAUAAAUGGGAUGCGUGGAGUUCUUUGGGUGAUAUGACCAAGGAAGAAGCCAUGAUUGCAUAUGUUGAAGAAAUGAAAAAGAUUCUUGAAACUAUGCCAAUGACUGAAAAAGUCGAAGAAUUGCUACAUGUCAUAGGUCCAUUUUAUGAAAUUGUAGAAGAUAAAAAGAGUGGCAGGAGUUCUGAUUUAACCUCAGUCCGACUGGAGAAAAUCUCUAAAUAUUUAGAAGAUCUUGGUAAUGUUCUAACUUCUACUCCAAAUGCUAAAACUGUUAAUGGUAAAGCUGAAAGCAGUGAUAGUGGAGCUGAGUCUGAGGACGAAGAAGCCCAAGAGGAAGUAAAAGGAGCAGAACAAAUUGAUAAUGAUGAGCAGAUGAUGAAGAAAUCAGACUAUGAGAAUUUGGAGAUUAUUGUCACGAAUGGCUAUGAUAAAGACAGCUUUGUUCAGGAGAUACAAAAUGACAUUCAUGCCAGUUCUUCCCCAAAUGACCAAAGUGCUGACAGCAUAAAACCUGUAGAUCAAAACUUGGAGCAAACUGGAAAAAUUGCUACCUGCAUUCACCAAGAUGUAAAUGAUGAUCAUGCUGAAGAUAUUUCAGGAAUUCAGCAUUUGACAAGUGAUUCAGACAGUGAAGUUUACUGUGAUUCUAUGGAGCAAUUUGGACAAGAAGAGUCUUUAGACAGUUUUACAUCAAACAAUGGACCAUUUCAAUAUUACUUGGGUGGUGAUCGCAAUCAGCCGUUGGAAAAUUCUGGUUUUCCUGAAGAUGUUCAAGGAUCUCCUGGAAGUGGCAACAUUGGGAAUAUGCAGGUGGUAACAGUUGAAGGAAAAGGUGAAGUAAAGCAUGGAGGAGAGGAUGGCAGAAAUAACAGUGGAGCACCACAUCGUGAGAAGCGAGGUGGAGAAAAUGAGGAAUUCUCUAAUGUCAGAAGAGGGAGAGGGCAUAGGAUGCCACAUUGGAGCGAAGGAACCAAGGGUGGGCAAGUGGGAAGUGGAGGUGAUGGAGAACGUUGGGGCUCAGACAGGGGAUCAAGAGGCAGCCUCAAUGAGCAGAUUGCUCUAGUGCUCAUGAGAUUGCAAGAGGACAUGCAGAAUGUCCUUCAGAGACUCCAUAAACUGGAAACACUAACCGCUUCGCAGGCAAAAUCAUCAACCUUGCAGACUAGUAAUCAACCUUCUUCACAGAGACCAUCUUGGUGGCCCUUUGAGAUGUCUCCUGGUGCAUUAACUUUUGCUAUUAUAUGGCCUUUUAUUGCCCAGUGGUUGGUGCAUUUAUAUUAUCAAAGAAGGAGAAGAAAACUGAACUGAAGAAAAUGAUAUUUUACUUAAGAAGACUGCUGGGCCUGGAUGACCUCAGAAUGAAAUGGAUUGUGGAGUUCACAAGAUGAUGAUUACAUUUCUUUUCAUUGUCCAGUAAUUUGGUUUGUGUACAUAUAUACAUACUUAUUUUUUGCACUACACAAAUAACAUUUUAAGGACUAAUAGUGCUGAUACUUGAAUAAUCAAUCUGAACUAGGUUAUAAGUAACAUAUAUAGAUUUACCCUAUUCUUGAACUUGAAGGACAUUAAAUUAUUAAUUAUUGUUUGGUAACAUUUACCUGAUUAUCUCCCAUAGAGAAAUAUAAGCUGCUUUCCAAGGGACAAGUGUGAUAAUGAGAUCAGAUUUAUAAAAGUGGGUAUUUUUAAUUUUCUAACUUAAAUAUGAGAGAGAAUGCAAACCAAGAGUGAAUUUCAAAUGAGGUUAAAUGGAUUUUAUAUUAAUCACUGAAUUGCCAUGUCAAGUAGUAGAAACUGCUGGAAGAAUCUUCUCCACAUCCACUUUGUGGGCUGCAUAUAAUCUUUCUUGGGUAUUCACAUCUCAGAGUUGCUAUUCAGGCAUCAUUAUUAAAAAUUAUAUCCCUUUGUACUAGACUUAGUUUUUACAAAUGAGUCACAGAUAGACAUAACACGAUGAUGGAAAUUAUGAAAAAUGGGAUUAAUGUAAUAGAUUUAAAAGUAUAUUCUGAGCCUACAGAUAAUAAGAUUUUAAUUCAAUCAUAUACAUAUAUUCCUUUGUAAUUAUUUUUCUUUGAGGAUAUCUAGUGUAUGCUUCAUAGGGUGCUUUGAAAUAUAAAAUGAAAACUUAUUUAUACUGUUUUUACAAAGGUAAAAAAAAGGAAAUAUUAAUAUCACUUUUCUGCAACUUGUGAACUAUACAGACUGGACUCUUAACCUCUUAGUGCCUCAGUUUUUCCUUGGGGGUAUAAUAUUUGGAUAUACUACUUCAUAGGGAUAUUGGAAGGUUUUGCAAGCUAACGGGCCAUAUGCUUUCAUAUGAAUAAGGCAUGCUCAACUAAUGGAAAUUUAAGUCCCUCUAUCCCACCUCUCACCUUUAGGCUAAAAGGAAGACUGUAAUUUAGAUCCAUGACGAUUAUGUUUGGAAAAUCAUUCUUCCUGUAUACCUUACAAAACUCUACGCUUACUUAGAUGUACUUUGUGCUUUAAGGAGUUCUACGAUUCAGAGGCUUUGUAGCAGAUAAUUUUGAAGAAUUCUCUGUUGUAAGAUGUUGGGUUUAGCAUCAUGUGUUCAGAGUGUUUUAAAUAAGAGGGAAAGAAUUAAUCCAACUUUACUAGACAGGGUGCCUGAAGAAAAAGUAUGAGAAUACAGUUUGCUUUCCCCAAACUCACUUUCUCUUAUUUCUUCUUUCAUAUAACUUGAUGUCUUCUUAGUUUUUAAUCCAUCUUGAUUAAAAUGUGUCUGUCUAAAAGGAUCUACCUUUGCUUAAAAAAAAAAAAGCCUAUCCUCAACUUAUUUAGAAAAAAAUGAAGAAAGUAACUGAAUUAUAUGUAGAAAUAAAGUUUAGACCUG